GUGCCACGUGGCUACAGGCGCAAACGUCGCCGAAGGAACUCGUCCAUCUCAAGUCAUGACUUCACGGAUAUUGAGAGAGGAGGAGUGCACCGUGAUCACCGACGUCACGAGCGCUACGAGUCGGAGGACACUGAGCGCUACGAUCUGGAGCAAACCGAGCACAGCCUUCACCCACCUGAAGUCAGCCGCACCAUGUCCCCGGCUGCAGAACGCCUGAGGUAUAUUUUAGGAGAUGAAGAAGAUGCCAUGCCCACGCCCACCCUCUUCACCGAGAUGGAUACACUCCAACACGAGGGAGACGAGCUCGAGUGGAAGGAGUCAGCCAGGUGGGUGAAGUUUGAGGAGAAAGUUGAAGAGGGUGGUGAGCGCUGGAGCAAACCGCACGUCUCCACAUUGUCCCUGCACAGCCUGUUCGAGCUUCGUACAUGUCUGCAAACCGGCGUUGUGCUGCUGGACUUGGACGGCUACUCGCUUCCACAGAUCGUUGACGACAUCAUCGAGCACCACAUCGAGGAGGGCAUGGUCAGUCCAGAGCUGAGGGACAAGAUCAGCUUUGUGCUGUUGAGGAAACACAGACACCAGACCAAGAAACCCAUCCACCGCUCGCUGGCCGACAUUGGCAAAGGCAGCUCCGCCCCCAGUCGUAGUCCAGCCCGUAGUCCAGCAGCUGCUACCAGCUUCAAUUGUUCCACAGAUGAUCUGCGCAGUAGACACGGAGGCAGCUACGGGCGUCUUCGUCACGCCCAGAGCAGAAGUAUGAAUGACAUUGCGGAUACACCAAGCACUGAUCAGCUAAAGAACAAGUUCAUGAAGAAGAUCCCCAGGGAUGCAGAGGCCUCCAAUGUGCUUGUUGGUGAGGUGGACUUCCUUGACAAACCCUUUGUGGCCUUUGUACGACUCGCACAAGCCACAACACUAGGAGGCCUAACUGAGGUUCCAGUGCCUACCAGGUUUUUGUUUGUGCUUCUGGGCCCCCCUGGCAAAGCCAAGUCCUACAAUGAAAUUGGCCGAGCUAUUGCUACACUUAUGGUGGAUGAUCUCUUUAGUGAUGUGGCAUAUAAGGCCCGGGACCGAGAGGACCUGAUUGCAGGCAUUGAUGAAUUCCUGGAUGAGGUGACUGUGCUUCCACCUGGCGAGUGGGAUCCCAAAAUUCGCAUCGAGCCACCAAAAAAAUUGCCCUCUGCUGACAAGAGGAAAUCGGUGUUCUCUCUGAACGAGCUGGGCCAGAUGAAUGGCACUGCGGGAGCCGGGGGCGGUACUGCAGAGGAUGAGGAGAUGCCUGUGCCGCAUGUGCUCGGUGAAGAGCUGGCAUACACGGGGAGGUUUUGCGGAGGUCUGUUCCUGGAUAUCAAGAGGAAAAUACCCUGGUAUUUCAGCGACUUUUAUGAGGGUUUUCAUAUCCAGUCAGUUUCAGCCGUGCUGUUUAUAUACCUGGGCUGCAUAACCAAUGCGAUUACCUUUGGUGGCCUGCUGGGAGACGCAACAGACAAUUACCAGGGAGUAAUGGAGAGUUUCCUGGGCACAGCCUUGGCUGGCACAGUCUUCUGCCUUUUUGGCGGUCAGCCCCUCAUUAUCCUCAGCUCCACCGGACCCAUCCUCAUCUUCGAGAAGCUACUCUAUGAAUUCAGCAAGAGCAGCAGUAUGGACUACAUGGAGCUGAGGCUGUGGAUCGGCAUGCACUCGUGCAUUCAGUGCUUCUUUCUGGUGGCUACCGACGCCAGCUACAUCAUCAAAUACAUGACACGCUUCACCGAGGAGGGCUUCUCCAGCCUCAUUUCCUUCAUCUUCAUCUCAGACGCCAUCAAGAAGAUGGCUGGGACAUUCAGCUACUAUCCCAUCAACACCGACUUCCAGCCCGACUUCAUCACGGCAUACAAGUGUGAAUGCAUCGCGCCAGACACGAUGGCUUCAAUGCUCUUUGGUGUUGUAGUUCCUGUGCUCGAUAACACGUCUGCUCUCUUUGGUAUGAAUACAACAGCUCUGGAUUGGAGUCAACUCAGCAAGAAAGAGUGUCUGAAAUACGGAGGUCAGCUGGUGGGAAGCUCCUGCAAGUUCGUUCCAGAUUUGGCGCUCAUGUCCUUCAUCUUGUUCUUCGGCACCUACUCCAUGACUGUCUCGCUGAAGAAGUUCAAGUUUAGCCGCUACUUUCCUACCAAGAUGAGGAAGCUCAUCAGCGACUUUUCCAUCUUCAUGUCCAUCAUGACGUUCGUGGGUUUGGACAUGCUCAUGGGGCUGAAGACUCCUAAACUGAUUGUGCCUACUGAGUUCAAGCCCACGCGUCCAGACCGGGACUGGAUCGUCAUGCCCUUUGGGAAGAACCCAUGGUGGGUUUAUCUGGCAAGCUUCGUGCCUGCUCUCCUCGUCACCAUCCUUAUAUUCAUGGACCAGCAGAUCAGCGCCGUCAUCGUCAAUAGGAAGGAGAACAAACUGAAGAAAGGGUGUGGCUACCAUUUGGACCUGUUCUGGGUGGGUAUCCUGAUGGCCGCCUGCUCGUUUAUGGGCCUGCCAUGGUAUGUCGCCGCUACAGUCAUCUCUAUCGCUCACAUCGACUCACUCAAAAUGGAGAGCGAGUCCAGUGCACCAGGAGAACAGCCGCAGUUUCUGGGCGUGAGGGAACAGCGACUGACGGGAAUCCUCGUCUUCGUCCUUACCGGAGUCUCCAUCUUCCUCGCCCCGAUUCUGCAGUUCAUCCCCAUGCCUGUGCUCUAUGGUGUGUUUCUCUACAUGGGUGUGGCUUCUCUUGGGGGCAUCCAGUUCUGGGAUAGGAUCAAACUGUUCCUGAUGCCAGCGAAGCACCAGCCAGACUACACCUACCUGCGUCAUGUUCCCCUCAGGAGAGUUCAUCUGUUCACGCUGCUGCAGGUCAUCUGCCUCGCCGUCCUAUGGAUCCUCAAAUCCACUUUCCUCGCCAUCAUCUUCCCAAUCAUGAUCCUGGGCCUGAUGCUGGUGCGCAGGCUGCUCGACAUGGUGUUCUCUCAGCACGACCUGGCCUGGCUCGACGAUCUCCUGCCCGGGAAGGAGGACAAGAAGGAGAAGAAGAAGGACGGAGGGAAGAAGGAAAAGAAGAAGGUCAGGGGAGGAGAGGAGAGUGAGGAUGAGGAGAAGUUCCACCCGUACUCCGACUGCGCGCCGGCAGAUUUGGACGUGGACCGCAGAGUUGGUGCCACACCGCUGACCCUUGACCUUUUGCCAUUACCUCAUCCUCCCUCUCAUAACGGGACCUUGCCACUGCGCAGCAUCACCCUGCACUUGAAGAUCUCGUGCCCGCCGUCGCCCGCGAUGCCCAUCUCCGGAGGCGUGUCGUGUCCGGUGCCACAGGUGAAGAUCGAGAUGGAGUCCGAGUAUGACGACACGGACACGGAGCCCAGAUACAAGAAGCUGGACAUGAGCAGCGAGACCACCCUCUAAAUCUCGACAGUGGACAAAAUUUGUGUCCAGUGUGUUUACAGGUUUGCUAGAACUUUUCAUCAACUGCGUCUUUUCAGUGCAAAUUCUACAACACUGACCUUUUUUUUUUUUAGAAUCUAAGUGGACGUCGUCUUAAGCUGGGCAUACACUGUGCGAUAUUUGGCCCGAUUUUGACACGAUUUUCACUCGUGCGACUAUUUUGGAGAUCGGGCUGAGUUUUGGCUCAAUCGUGCGUCUCGGAUCGUGUAGUAUACAUGGGGUAACGACAAGCGAUUAACACCUCACGACCUCCUCCCGAUCGAUCGGAUGAAACUCAAACCGGUUUGAAAUCCUGAGCAUCGCUUCCGAGCAUCGGAUCGUAUAGUGUGAGAACAGGAAUCGUAAGCUGCGUGCUGUUUACCCCUGCGAUUCACUCGUACAGUGUGAGCAGCAGCUGAAUACCGCGAUUGAAAAAAAUCACACAGUGUAUACCCAGCUUUAACCGCACAGUGGCGGGGAAAACCAGAUUUCAAAUCAGAGUAUAUUUUAGAUAAAUGCAUUCAUAUUUGUGUGUGUAACUGAUAUUGUGGUAACGUUUGCAUGUUCGUGUUGUCGAUAAAGCUUGUUUUGUCAGUAAAACGGCAGAGGCUUGUGGGUAAAAAUACCAAGAGGCGUUCUUUUCUCAUUCUUGUGUAUUUCCAAGUCAUGGAAACCAACGACGCGUUUUCUUCAGUCCUUUUUUUUCCUGCCUCAAAUGUUUUAUGCUUGUUAAAAUGAAUGAACUGAGGGAAAAGA
Molecule: messenger RNA, 4182 nt
Organism: Neoarius graeffei (lesser salmon catfish)
Lineage: Eukaryota; Metazoa; Chordata; Actinopteri; Siluriformes; Ariidae
Gene: slc4a5a
Product: solute carrier family 4 member 5a
Exons: 24
Coding region: 193-3408 (1071 amino acids)
Biological process (GO): regulation of intracellular pH; bicarbonate transport; monoatomic anion transport
Cellular component (GO): plasma membrane
Molecular function (GO): sodium:bicarbonate symporter activity; solute:inorganic anion antiporter activity; monoatomic anion transmembrane transporter activity
Source: RefSeq, a predicted model, not a curated record